GACAAUUUGGAGCUAUUAACACGCCAAAAAAAUAUUUUCACUCUGAAUAAGUCCCAAAGGCAUACUCUUAUACAUAGCCCAUUCUUAAACCCACACUAAGACCUAGCCGCUUCUUAUUUUCUUGCCUCUUAAACCCUGAAUACUUGUUUUCAUCAGAUAUCUAUGGCUUUCUACAACAAACUUGGUGGUCUUUUGAGGCAGAGCAUUUCAACAAGCGGCAAUGCAUUGAACGCACAAUCAUCAGCACCUUCAAUGCUUAAUGCUAUCCGUUGCAUGUCAACAAAACUAUUCGUUGGGGGUCUUUCAUAUGGAACUGAUGAUCAGUCUCUAAAGGAUGCCUUCACCAGCUUUGGUGAUGUUGUCGAUGCUAAGGUAAUCAUGGAUAGAGAUUCUGGGAGAUCAAAGGGAUUCGGAUUCGUGAACUUCACAGACGGUGAAUCUGCUAAAGAGGCUAUGACAGCAAUGGAUGGACAGGACCUCAAUGGGAGGAACAUCCGUGUCUCUCUAGCCCAAGAGAGAGCCCCUCGCAGCGGUGGUUUUGGUGGUGGUGGAGGAUAUGGCGGCGGUGGGGGCGGAUAUGGUGGAUCUAGAGGAAAUGAUGCAUACUAAGUAAACUUGUUAUCUUUGCUCAAUUGUCUAUACAGGCAUAGCAAAUUUAAGUAGGUAGGAGAUAGGAUUUAAACAUGCGCUUUUGUGUUGAAUGGAUUCUCUUUAGCUUUUAAUGUAUGCUUCUUCUAUAUUAAGGUUUUUUCAUAUGGUCA
This is a messenger RNA of Lycium ferocissimum, 761 nucleotides long. Its product is annotated as glycine-rich RNA-binding protein 2, mitochondrial-like. The coding region runs from base 163 to 609 and encodes 148 amino acids. The transcript is spliced from 5 exons. The record is from RefSeq and is a predicted model, not a curated record. NCBI's taxonomy places the organism in Eukaryota, Viridiplantae, Streptophyta, Magnoliopsida, Solanales, Solanaceae. Gene Ontology annotation, molecular function: RNA binding.